Molecule: messenger RNA, 645 nt
Organism: Echinococcus granulosus
Lineage: Eukaryota; Metazoa; Platyhelminthes; Cestoda; Cyclophyllidea; Taeniidae
Product: Programmed cell death protein
Exons: 6
Coding region: 1-645 (214 amino acids)
Biological process (GO): regulation of Golgi organization; positive regulation of MAP kinase activity
Cellular component (GO): FAR/SIP/STRIPAK complex; Golgi apparatus
Molecular function (GO): protein kinase binding
Source: RefSeq, a predicted model, not a curated record
AUGGUUCCCGCCGGUGGCUCGUCGUCUCCGAUCCCGGAUCCCAUUAAACUCACUUUAGCUCAAGUAAAGUCUCCUCACCCUAAUGAUGCCGUUGGAUUCGAAAAGAUGCAAGCAGAUGUAGCCAAUGUACGAAGAUCUUUUGAUUCCGUUGAGAGGACCUUACCCGGCUUUACGUGGAUUUUUCUUCGGGGCUUUAUGGAAAGGUUUGGUCUGAAAGACUGCGUUGAUAUUGAAGAAAUGUCUUUGCGCCUUUCAGCUCUGGAUAAUGAAAUUCCUAUGUAUACAUCGAUUGUUCCACACACAUAUGAUCUCGAAAAGUAUGCUGCCGAACUAAAGCUGGUACUGAGUCGCAUCCCUUCAGAAAUCUCUAGUCGGAAUGAAUUUAUCGAUUUGAUUAAACAAAUCGCCGGUGCCAUUAAAAACUUCCUCGACUGCAUCCGCUCGGUUAUCAGUGCUAUGUCGCAGGGAGUCAUAUCUCAGGACUUGGAUGGGCACACAGUUAACUUUGUGGAUUAUUCAAAGAGAUUUAGUAGUGCUCUCAAGGGCUUUUUCCGCGACCACAAAACCAACGAACUGUACGCAAGCGCCAACAUGCUAGUGCAGCAGACCAAUCUGAUACUUCUCUUUAUUCGCAACACUCGUUAA